AUGUCCGCCGACCCUGCGCUUCCGCAUAAACGCGCGCGUACUGAAGCCGAAGACGAACCCGCCAUGAAAAUGGAACUCAAACACGAUGAGAAGGUGUGGCUCGACGACGGCAACAUAGUCAUCGUCGCGCAAAAUGUGGCGUUCCGCGUCCAUCGGAGCGUGCUCUCGCUGCACUCGGAGGUGUUUCGUGACAUGUUUACGAUCCCACCUCCCGACGACGAAGAGACCAUAGAUGGAUGUCCUGCGGUCCGGGUGUCUGACACAGCCGACGGCAUGCGCCAUAUGCUGUGGGCAUUAUACAAUGGAAGAACAUUCCCUGAACACGGACAGGUCGAGUUCGACGUCGUCGCGGCCUUGGUCCGCAUGGCGCACAAAUAUCAGAUCAGUUACCUCUGCGAUGAAACGCUCUCCACAAUCAAGGAGCUCUACGUAGAGGGGUUUCUGGACUUCAUUGCUUGUAAGCCCCGGUCGGUGCAUCCGCGCCUUACCUACAAAGUGGAGGACGCCUUCCAAGUUGUCCAGUUGGCCCACUUGACAAACACCCCGUCGCUUCUCCCUGCUGCGCUAUACCUCUGCUGCACAUCUGAACCCUUCUGCAAUCUGUCGAAGAAUCUUCAAUGCUUUCUCGCAGACAGGGGCUCGAGUCAAUUCCCUUACCUCAAGUACCUGACCGAGGAGGACAUCUUCCGAUGUCUUUCCGUGCUGCCCCGACUCGUGCAAGUAAAGCUAUGGAUGUUUGGAACCAUCUUCUCAGGAAUCAGCCCCGAUUGCGUGGAGAACGCCAUGUGCAAAGCCGUAUGGUCCUCUGUCACCCACGACAAGUUCUUUGACGGUACAAUGCAUAGCCCAGAUGGACCCAUCGACACCAAUUGUCUUGAGACAAUUGCGGAUGACGUUAUGCGCUCGACCUUGUUAAGUCUUGACGGAUUCACAUUCUGUUAUCAGUGCUCUAAUAGAUGCGGGGAGAGAGAGGACGAGGCGCGAGACACGGUCUGGCACGAGAUGCCCACGUACUUCGGUUUGGCGAUACCGAACUGGCCCGAGUCCGAGUCAUAA
Messenger RNA from Rhodofomes roseus, 1056 nucleotides. RefSeq lists its product as uncharacterized. Gene Ontology annotation, molecular function: protein binding. The transcript has 2 exons. The record is from RefSeq and is a predicted model, not a curated record. NCBI's taxonomy places the organism in Eukaryota, Fungi, Basidiomycota, Agaricomycetes, Polyporales, Fomitopsidaceae. The coding region runs from base 1 to 1056 and encodes 351 amino acids.